AUGGCAUCCCUCGCGUUCCCAACCCUCGCCAAAAAGGCCACACUGAGCGACGGAACCACAUACGGUUAUAUCCAUGUCCCCCCCGCCGCUCCAUCCAAGCCGACCUUCCUGCUGCUCCACGGCGCGCCGAGCUCAAGCUACAUCUGGCACCACCAGAUCGAGCUCUUGCCCAAGGCUGGCUUCGGUGUCAUUGCGCCCGACCUCCUCGGCUACGGGGACACGGACCGGCCGGAAGCGCUUGAGGCGUACCAGUUCAGUCGCAUGGUGCCGCAGGUUUAUGAGUUGGUGACCAAGGCGGUUGGGGUUGAGAAGGUGAUUGGGGUUGGGCAUGAUUUUGGCUCACCUCUGCUGUCGCACUUAUACGUGCACCAUAAGGAGCUCUUUAGUGGGCUGAUCUUUGUUGCUGCGGGUUUCACCAUUGUUGAUACACGGUUGAAUCUCGAUACCCUGAUAGCGGUGUCCAAGCAGAUGCUCGGAUACAGCACAUCAGGCUAUAUGCAAGUCUUCCUCUCCUCUGAGGGAUCGUCUCUGGUGGAGAAGAACGCUGGUGCGUUUGAUUCUCUGAUGUUCGCCAAAGACCCUGAGGCUUGGAAAGAGCAUCUUUGCGCCGAAGGCGCUCUGCAAAAGUUUCUCGAAGCAGGAAAAGAGCUGCCUGUCGCCGACUGGAUCUCUCCUGAGGAGCUGGCGACGCAUCAGCGGAUUCUUAAGGGCGGUUACGAUGGCGUUUUCAACUGGUACAAGGCUAUUGCUUUUCUCGACCCUGCAAAGGAGGACCAGGACCUCAGCUCUGAGGACCAGAAGAUUACGGUACCGACCCUGUUUAUCGCUACGACCAAGGACUACGCCAUCAUCCCUGCUGUCCAGGUGCACAUGACUAGGGAAGCGGCUCAAGAUAAUCUGAAGAUUGAGACGCUUGAUACCGGUCAUUGGGCUAUGUUGGAGGCCAAGGAGACGGUGGAGAAGAUGUUUGAGGAGUUUGCCUCGGGCCUCUCUAUGUAG
Canariomyces notabilis is the source of this 999-nucleotide messenger RNA. RefSeq names its product alpha/beta-hydrolase. The record is from RefSeq and is a predicted model, not a curated record. The transcript has 3 exons. Gene Ontology annotation, biological process: acylglycerol catabolic process. NCBI's taxonomy places the organism in Eukaryota, Fungi, Ascomycota, Sordariomycetes, Sordariales, Chaetomiaceae. Gene Ontology annotation, molecular function: monoacylglycerol lipase activity. The coding region runs from base 1 to 999 and encodes 332 amino acids. Gene Ontology annotation, cellular component: mitochondrion.